This is a messenger RNA of Oryzias latipes (Japanese medaka), 4901 nucleotides long. It is a transcript of the gene pex1, whose product is annotated as peroxisomal biogenesis factor 1. Gene Ontology annotation, cellular component: peroxisomal membrane; peroxisome; cytosol. Gene Ontology annotation, biological process: protein import into peroxisome matrix. Gene Ontology annotation, molecular function: ATP hydrolysis activity; ATP binding. Lineage: Eukaryota; Metazoa; Chordata; Actinopteri; Beloniformes; Adrianichthyidae. The record is from RefSeq and is a predicted model, not a curated record.
AGUUCUCUCAUUCAUCGAAAUGUUUGUUGCACUUUGGCCGUUAGCGCACCAGCAUGUUAAGCACUUUAAAUGCUAAAAUAGCGAUGUAAACGUCAUGUUUAGCAACCAGGGAAUUCAACCAGUAUGUGUUGUUUUUAACAACACUAAAAACUGCUUUAUUCAACUCUCUUCAAAGCUGAUAUCGCACCUUUCUCUGAAUGAGAAUCAGGCUUUGGAGCUGUCUUGGGACGGCGGGUCGACAGUGUUCCUUAGCUGGUGUCCCAUCAGAGCCUCCUUAGGAGCAGACAGCCACAGAGUGGAGUUGUCUCGGCAGCUUGGAGAAAAGCUCGGUUUGACUGAUGGAGAACAGUGUUUUCUCAGACCAUGCCAUCAAGUCUCUUCGCUGAAUCAGGUGUUUGUGGAGCCACUGUCAUCUGAUGACUGGGAGAUUUUGGAGCUUCACAGUUCUGCACUUGAAGAGCAACUGCUGAAUCAGAUCCGAGUGGUUUUCCUAGAUGCCGUGUUUCCCGUCUGGGUGGACAGUCACACAGUCAUCUACAUAAAGAUAGUUUCACUCUCACCACAUGUGCGCUUUGGUCAUCUUGAGCAAUUCACAGAGCUUGUAGUGUCUCCAAAGAUUGGUGCUGGAGUUGGCAUCAAAUCCAGCCAGAGUCAAUGGUAUCCUCCUCAGCAAAACCCGACGUUUUCCUCCUCUUCUCUGUCAUCGGCAGAGAGUUCAUUCCAUGUCCCUCACAGUAACUCCCCAGGUGGCAUUGCUAACAUGAAAAACCUUCUCCGCACUUUAAUAACGAGCAGGUAUGACGCGGUCAAGGAGCUGCCGCCUGUACCUGACAUCCCGGUUUUCUUCCCUGAUGCCAUCUACAGAGUGUGCAAUUCACCUCCAGUCUCUCUUUGCACUAUUAGCCACAUUGCGAUCGGUGUUGUUCACAUAUUUCCAUGGAACUCCUCUUCAAUUUCCAGCAAGUCCGCAGUAACAUACGGCCUCCUUUCCAAAGUUCAGUCCCCUAAAGAAGCCAGGGAGAAAAACAAGCGGGCCUCAAAGAAGAACAGCGUUUCUAAAGAAGAGCAACUAACUGACAAAGGAGAUGAAGGCAUAAAGCAACAGGAACCGGUGGUUGUCAGGAUGAUAUGCCACGGCACUGAGAUGCUGACAAGCAAAGACAAAUGUCACAGUAAAGGGGAGAUUUACUGUGGGAAAGUAUGGAUCCCACAUCCUCUGAUGAGCAAAAUCAGCAUCCGACCACACUCGGCUGUUCGAAUUAAGCCUGUCAAAUCCACCAUCAAAGUAGCCAUCAAACUAGGCCUGCAGCCUCUAAAUGCCAUGCCUGAAGAGGAUGAUGAAGAGAUCCAGUCAGUGUUUCUGGGUUGGCUACACACAAAGAGUCACGAACCUUUGGGCCGUCUGACUCCCCGCUCUGGUACCAUCCUCCUGCAUGGAAACGACGCUAAGUUGGAGAUGGCUUUAACUGUGCUAAAACCAGAGCUGCAGAGUGAUCCUGAAGACCAGCUUUUUCUUCUGUCACCCACUGUUCUGCACAAGGAAGAUAUACAGGUAAACAGACAGCCAGCGACUGUGCCGGCUGUCAGCGCUGAAGCACCCGAGCCUGAGCUUCCGUCUCUUCUUAGUCUUGGUGGGGUUGGUGAGCACGCUAGGGUUGGGUUUGAGUUCCUUUCCCACAGCUUUGUGGGUAACCCCCUCUCCAGAGAGCUCGGAAAAGCAGGAUGGGGUCUGCAAGGAGGAGCGUUGCUUAUUACUGGUGCAAAGGGAAGUGGAAAGAGCACUCUGUCCAGAGGCCUCUGCAGAAAAGCCAGAGAGGAUCUGGACUCGCAUGUAGAGGUGGUGGACUGCAAAAAGCUUCAAGGCAAAAAGGCUGAGACCGUGAGACAGAUUCUUCAGGAUGUUUUUGAGCAGGCAGAGUGGAGGCAGCCUUCUGUCGUCCUGCUUGAUGACUUGGAUUAUUUGGCCCGAGCCCCAACUACACCUGAGCAAGACAGCGGCCCCGAGGCGCUGCUGCAAGCGCACAUUGCACAAACUUUGCGGGACAUUGUGGACGAAUUUGUGGUUCGCUCCAGCCUGGUGUGCCUGAUUAUCACCAGCACGAGCGAACACUCCCUCCACCCGUCUCUGACUGAAGUCCAGGGCUCUCACUUCAUCCAAGGGUUUGUGAACAUCCAGCCACCAGACCAGAUCCAGCGAGCUGAGAUUCUGCAGCAUCUCAUCUUAAGAAAGCCCCUCUUUUCGGAAGAGGUGCCCAGCACUCUUGACUUGACGGCUGUUGCCAAGGAGACAGAGGGAUACACAGCCCAAGAUCUCUAUGUUUUGCUGGAGCGUGCCACACAUGCCAACACAACUCGAACAGGACGCCGUGACCGCGAGACAUGUUUAACCCUGACGGACUUUGAGCAGGCCCUGAAGGGAUUUGUUCCACCCUCGCUGUGGGGAGUGGACCUUCGCGCUCCGAGUGGAGUCGGACUAGAGAGGGUGGGGGGUCUGAAGGAGGUGCGGCAGCAGCUCAUGGACACCAUACUGCUACCUGCUAAGUUUCCCAUCCUAUUCUGCAAUCUUCCCAUCCGUCAUCGCUCUGGAAUUCUACUCUAUGGAGCCCCUGGAACAGGAAAAACCCUCACGGCAAGAGCUGUAGCCAAGGACAGUGGGAUGAACUUCAUCAGCAUCAAGGGACCUGAACUUCUGAGUAAAUACAUUGGAGCCAGUGAGCAGGCAGUCCGUGACGUCUUCCAGAGGGCUCAAGCUGCCAGUCCGUGUAUCCUGUUCUUUGACGAGUUUGACUCUCUGGCCCCGAGGAGGGGCCACGACAGCACCGGAGUGACAGACAGAGUGGUAAACCAGCUUUUGACCCAGCUGGAUGGAGUGGAGGGACUGCAGGGUGUUUACGUACUUGCAGCUACAAGCCGCCCGGAUCUGAUUGAUCCAGCUCUCCUGAGACCUGGAAGACUUGACAAGUGCCUCUACUGUCCUCCUCCCGACCUGGAGGCUCGAUUGGAGAUCCUGAAGGCUCUGAGCACAGGCCUCCCUCUGACUCCGGAUGUGGAUCUAGAGCAGUUGGCAGCAGCGACCGAGCAGUUCACCGGGGCAGACCUCAAAGCUCUGCUCUACAACGCACAACUAGAGGCUGUCCACAACAAAACCAGCCCCUGCGCACCACAGGAGAGAGCACCUGGCUCUGACAGCGACAUGAGUCUGUCCUCCAUGGUCUUUCCGAACAACAGCAGCGGGUCAGACGAUUCUGUAGGGGAGGGAGACCAAGGCGCUGGCUCGGACCAGUCCAUGGUUCUGGUUGAGUCCAGUGAACUUCGAGCAGAGCAAGAAGAAGACCACAACAACCUUUGGAGACUGUACUUCGGAAGUUCUUAUGAGUCAGAGCUCGGCAAUUCACCGAUUUCAAGACUGUGCAUCUGUGGACCCUGUGCGACACAGGACUGUCCUGGAGGAACAGUGUGUGAGCCGGCCUGCACUCUCCCUCCUGCUUACAUGUCCUCCAUCCAAACUGGAUAUGAGGAGCCUUGCCCGGAGGAAUUGGACCGUUUGCAGCAAAAAAUUACCACCAUCAAGAGCAGCUACAAGAGAGGCGAUCAGGAGUGUGUUCGGACGUAUUUGUCUUCCAGCCAGCCAAGCCUGCUGGUGUCUCCAGCUCACCUUAACUCUGCCUUGGCUGUGACCAAAGCGUCCCUCAGUCAGGCGGACUGGAACAAAUACACAAAACUAUAUGAAGAUUUUAAUGGAUCAGCUGGUGGAAAAGUUGCUUCUUCUGUGGCUUUUAAACCAGGACAACGUGCGACUCUAGCAUAAUCUUAUGCAAUAAUCUGACACACUGACAUCCCCUUUUUAUGAAUCAGGUUUGUAUAGAUUUGUUAACACUGAGCUUUGGAUAGAUGCACAUGCCACCAUUCAUUGUAUAAAUUCUCCACACAUGUACAUUGUAUAUUUUACAAUUGUAAAUAUUUGAUUGUUAAAAAUCUGAAAGUAAUAUUUUCUUAGAAACUUAAAAAGCCAGGUAAUUUUGACUUUUUUUUACAGCUGCUUUUGCUAAUUACCUAAUAAAUAAUUAGAUGGAAUUAAAUCUGCUUUUUAAAAAAUCCUUUUAUUUUGUUACUGAUUUCUCGUUUUAAGUUCUUUUUCUGGUGUGAUUCUUAAAAAAAACUCCAUUGUGGUAACAGUUUGGAGCAUUUUAUACAUUUAUUCUUCAAUAUUAGCAAAUAAAAUGAAAUCUUUCCUAUUUUCUUUAUUUAGUUACAGAAUUUUGCAAAUGCAAUUUCCAAAUGCACAUGAAUCAGAAGCGAUUUCCUAGUUUACUGUUGCACAGGUUAAAAAGUAUGAAUUGUAGCACAUAAUGAAACGCAAAUAGAUUCAAUCAAAAAAUUAUUAAUUUACUUUAAAACACUAACUCUGAAUAAAGACUUAAAUCUUUCACUUGAAGGUUUAGUUUGGGGAAAAAGGUACAAGUCAUUCAAACUUUUAAGUAAAAGUGUCUUUCAAUCAUAAAACUUUCACAACGUUCCUUUUUCCACAUUAAAUAAAAAAAAAAACUGCCACUACUGUGACCUGCCUUGAUUCUUUUCUAUAUUCAUAUCAAUAUUUUAUUACAGUUUAAUUGAGUUUAUUACAGAUUUUGGUUUGUUUUUAAGUCAAAGUUUGAACUUUGUAAAUCUAAAUUCCGGCUUUUGCAGUUAGUAUGUACAUUUUUUCACUGUUUAAAUAAAUUUCAGCUGUGACAAGAGUACAGUAACUAAAUUCUUGAUCCGCUUUUGUUUUACUCUAAAGCAGGGGUGUCAAACUCAUUUUCACUGAGGGCCACAUCAGCAUAGUGGCUGUCCUAAAAGGGCCAAAUAUAACUUAUAGAUGUAACUAUAUGUAAUGAAAAAUAAAUGUAACUACUCCUCAA